AUGUGGCCAAUAGGACCUGGUGAAGAGUUGUUAGUCUGGUACAGUGGGGAAGACAACCCCGAGAUAACAGCUGCAUUGGAGGAAGAAAAGGCCAGCAGUUUGUGCAAGAAAAACUCACCCAGGGCGAAACGAGCUCGAGGAAAGUUAGUGGUGCGAGCCAGACAGACUGGUUGGGGUGGAUUCCGAGGACCCAAGCGAACAGGAGGAACUCAGUCUGCCACCACUGACAUGUGGGACACAGAGGAUGGUCCAAAUGAGGAGGAGAGGCAGUCAUCUCCAGGACCCUCCCAGGAGGCUGUGGAGCCCUCGCCCAAGCCGUCUCCAGACUCCUCUCUGUCUCAGGUCCAGGCUUUCACAAUGGAAGAGAAGCAGGAAGUUGAACAGGAUGAGGGUCCAGGGGAGCCUCAGCAGCCUGUAGCCGUGGCUGAGCCAGAGGAGAGCCUGGAGCUGCCUGACCUGACACAAAGCCAUAGCACCCCCCCUCAGGAGGAAGAGGAGGAGGAAGAGGAGGAGGAGGAAGGGGGGAUGACUGGGGUCCCUCCCCCUCAGUGUAACACAAAGACAGCCCCCUUCUCUGUAACGAGACCUGAACCAAAGGCAGACCCUGACCCCGACCUUGACCUUGAGGGUGAUGCCCAGGAUGAGGCGCACCCCUGUCAGCACUGCGAGCGCCACUUCUCCACCAAACAGGGCCUCGAGCGCCAUAUCCACAUCCACGCCACUGUGAACCAGCAAACGCACGCCUUCAAAUGCCGCUAUUGUGGAAAGUCAUUCGGCUCCCAGGUUGGACGAAGGCGGCACGAGCGCCGACAUGAGAACGUGUCAAAGAAGAGGCCCGGCUCUCUAGCCGGCACCGCUACCCUGCUCAGUCCCAGAGCCCAGGUCGACGGUUCGAGUCCUGACCGCGUCACAGCUUCGGGCCACCACGUGGUCGCGCGGUCUCCUUUUCAAAUCCCAGCCACGCCUUUGCCGAACUCUGAGAUGGUUAGGAAGGAUUCAGUCGAUGGAGACCGGCCCUUCAUCGUGGACGAGAACGGAGAAUCGAAAGAGCUUCAUCCCUGUAAGUACUGUAACAAAGCCUUUGGCACUCACACCAACAUGCGCAGGCACCAGCGCAGGAUCCACGAGCGCCACUUACUGCCCAAGGGCGUCCGCAGGAAAGGCAUGCUCCUGCAGGAGAGCCCCACCCCGCCCCAGCAGCCUGAUGAGUCCCCCAGCACCAGCCCGCCGCUCGUCUACGUCCCCAGUGCCGACACCGAGGACGAGGCGGACCGGGACGACUACGUCGUCGACAUUUCCAAAAACAUCUCGGAGAACCUCAGCCUGUACAUCGAUGGUAAGAUCCUGUCCACCAGCUCAGUCAGUAGCUGUGACGUGAUCGAGGUGGACUCCAGUUCCGCCGCAUUGUUCGGUCUGGACACGGUGAUCCUCAGCCCCAGUGACAUCUGUCAGGCCCUUAAAGUGGACACCAGAACUGGCUCGGUUCGCCAGGUCUCCAACUUCAUUGGCCAGUCCACCUCGAAACGGAGGACGUCCACACCCCCUCUCAUGCCCGGGAUGAAAAUGGAGACCGAUACUGGGAACUCCUCCACCUCCUCUUCCUGUUCCACCUCUUCCUCUUCCACCCUGUUGAUGGGAGGUCUGUUCCAGAAGGAGAAAACCAUCUACCUGUCCCCUAAGCUCAAACAGCUCCUCCAGACCCAGGACAGCCAUAAACCCACCAUCACCCUGAUAACAGACAGCCACACUGCCCCGGUGUCGGUCACAUCCUUGCCCGGAGGCUCGGGGAGAUUCAAGAGGAGAACGGCCUCCCCUCCCUCGUCUCCUCACCUCAGCCCCGCUCUCAAAGGCGAGAGUGCAAGGAGCGAGGCGGGAUCUGGGUCUGGGAGCUCCUACACCCUCAAGGUGCCAAAGCUGGAAAACCUCAACCUGUCCACUGCCUGGAGUCUCACCAGCAAAGAUGACAGGGAAACUAUGAGCCCCUCAGGGAAGGACACCCGUGGCUGGCCUGCAUCGAGCAGUAGUGGGGGGAACUCGUGUAAUCAGCAGCCUCUAGACUUGUCCAGCUCUGUCGGAAGGAGAAAUGAGAGCUCUAACAAGGCAUCGGGGGAAUCGGUGCUGGAUCUGAGCAUACACCGCAAGAGUGGAGCCGCAGAACUGGAAUCAAAGGGCAUCCCAACGGCAAUUCAGCCUCCGGCCAAGAAAAAGAAGCCCAACACCAGCAUGCUGGAGAAGGUUCUGAUGAGUGAGUAUGGCGGGCUAACAACCUCUGCAGACGAUGGAUCCUUAAACCUGGGAAGCCCAGAUUCACAGUACACUGCUGGUAGUGGCACAGGCACCUGUUCUCAUAGUACCUCACCCAACAUUGUGUCCGACUCGGCCAACCCCUCUCCUCCAUCCUUGACUCCAGUCACCAUGAACCCCUCCUCGCCCAGCACCAGCCUGACAUGUCCCACACCACCUCCCCCGGUCCUGCCCACCAUCCCCUCACCACAAGGCAUGCCCAGCUCCCCUCACUCUCAGCCCUCCGACUGCUCCACGUUCAGAUCUCUUCCGGUCCUGUCGCCUAAAAUGUCGCCCACGUCCGUCGACCAUGGGGACGAAGAGCCGUCAUCUAAGCCUGUGUCCGACACAGAGGAGACAUCGUUAGGGGAAGAUCCCUGCGAGGACGAGCUCAUGGCCCAGUCACCCGACCCCACCCCUGACCCAGUCAGAGAUCUCCGCAACGGACAGUCCAAGCCCAGUCCUCGAGAGGCCAUCUCUCUGGACCUGUCCACGACAGAGCCUGGGGUGGCCAUGAGGACUCGAAACGGCAGCAGUUUGCUGAAUGGAAAAGUCAAUAAAGACACAGCAUCAGUAGCAGAGACUAAAUCCCAGCACUCUGACCUUUCUGUGUUGUCAGAGUCCCUGUCUGGCCCCUCAGCCUCUCCCCCUGCUCUGUCAGACCGCCCAUCGCCCCCCGUGAUCAAGAAGGAGCCCCGCCACGCCGACACGGCCCACGGCGCCCUGCCUCCGGUCGGCAAACCGACGGAGGUUGAGGAGCAGGAGGACGGCGGCGGUGACGCCUUCAGCAAGAGCUUCGUCUGCAACGUGUGCGACGGGCCUUUCCGCUCCAUCAAGGAGCUGAGUCGGCACAUCGUGGCGCACGCUGCCGACUGGCCGUACAAGUGCGAGUUCUGCGUCCAGCUGUUUGGGGACGCGGCCGCCUUGCUCGAGCACCGCACGGCCCUGCACGGCGUGGGCCGCAUCUUCGUCUGUUCGGCCUGCCGCAAGGAGUUCGCCUUCCUCUGCAACCUCCAGCAACACCAGACCGACCUGCACCCCAACCAGGAGUGCACGCACGCGGCCGUGGAGAGCGGCAAGCUGAGGCCCCAGAACUACACGGACCCUGGCAAGGCCACGGAGGAGAGCUCCGCGGACGUGCCCACGCCAGAGUCCUCGGAACAAGCCCAGUCCCAGGGGAUGGACAUCGUGGCGGAGGAAGAGCCAAGCGUGAACGGGAAGCACGGGGACGAGGGUGGCGACGACCCAACCGAGGAGCUCUACACCACCAUCAAGAUCAUGGCCUCGGAGGGGGGCAAGCCCAAAGGCCCCGACGUACGUCUGGGCAUCAAUCAGCACUAUCCCAGCUUCAAGCCUCCGCCCUUCCCCUACCACAACCGCACGCACGCCACCUCGGUGGCCUCGGCCACCAACUUCACCACUCACAACAUCCCCCAGACCUUCAGCACGGCCAUCCGCUGCACUAAGUGCGGCAACAGCUUUGACAACAUGCCCGAGCUGCACAAGCACAUCCUGGCCUGUGCCAACGCCAGUGACAAGAGGCGUUACACUCCCAAGAAGAACCCCAUCCCCCUCCGGCAGAUCGUCAAGCCUCAGAACGGAGUCCUGUCGCCAGCCGCCACCGCCGCAGUCGCCGGCAGCAUUGGGCAGAAUGCCUUCCGCAGGAUGGGGCAGCCUAAGAGGCUGAACUUUAACCAGGAGGCCACGGGCAAAACCAGGAUGACUUCCCUUAGCAAGAAGAAGAACCAGCUGGUCCAAAAGGCCAUCACUCAGAGGAACAAAUCCGCUGCCUCGGUCAGGAAAACCUUCGUCAAAGUGGAGGAGGAGGAGGAAGAGCCACAGCCGGCGCCACCGCAGCAGGAAGUUCAUGUCUGCCCUCACUGCAGCCGGGAGUUUACUUACCCUGCCAGCCUUAGCAAGCACAUAGCAGUCAGCUGCCCCAUGAAGCCUGCUGCCAAAAAGGGCAAGAGGGGGGCUGCGGAGGCCAAGAGAGCCGGGGCCGACGCAGCAUCAGACAAAAACAUGAGCCUUCGUAGGAGAGCCACAGACACUGAGCUCCAGCAGCCCGAGCCCGGGUCCAAACCCCUGAGGAAGACCCGGGCUCGCAGCUCGGGGGCCCCGGAAGCCGAGCCCCCCCAGGCCACCAAAGGGAAAGCCGCAGGGCGUCCCAAGAGGCCAGCUUCUUUCCCAGCUGCUGUGGUUCCGCCCGGGAAGAAGGGUAGAAAGGGCCACGCCCAGUCCUUGCCUCCCACCCCAUCAUCCUCUGAUGUUCCCACCAGUGAACCUGCGCCUCGUCCGGCUGGGAGGAUGGGGCGAGUGGGCAAGGAGGUGGCAUCCAAGAAGGUGUCUGAAGGGAAGUCUCCCCAGGAGCAGUCCCAGACCCAGGUUAAAAAAGAGGUCCAGGGAGAGCGCUUCUCCCUGAGGGCGCGGGAGCGGGCAGGUGGGCCAGUCACCAGAAGCCUUCAGUUGGCCAGCUUCGCAGGUCCUGUGGAGGUGAAGACAGAAGAGCUGUCCAGCCAAGAGCCCAAAGACCCUAAGGAGUCUCUGCAGAAAUGAGCCAUGAUUCCUAUUCAUCAUGAGUACAGCAGGGAGCAAGUGGAUAGGGCGGAGAUUCCCCAGAGAAUCACCGCUGAACAAACCUUCCCCUUCGAGGAAGACGUUGGCACGGGACAUGCUUAGUCACAAGAAAAAGUGACAGGAAUUGAACUCUGACUGCUUCCCCUCUCGUGUCUCGUUGGCUGCUGAGAAGUAGGCCUCUGACACUCAUCUUCCUAAUAGUCUGGACUAAGACAGUUUUGCUGAAAUAAAUAUACAAACUGUAAAUGACAAUGAGAAUAUAUAUAUAGAAAAAUAUAUAGAGAGAGAUAUAUAUUGUACAUUAGUACUUGACCCAAAACAUUGACAUUGGGGUUUCCGUUAUGGUUCAGAAGGUAAUCCUAUUGCAAAUGGCAAUCACGUAUCAGUUCCAAAACUGGUGUAGUCUCUGGUCUUUCUACUCCGUACUUCCUGUUUGCUAGGUGAGGUUUUCAUCAUUUGGACAAAUCUUGAUGCAUGUUCUGAGUAUACAGUGUAACUAGACGGGGCCCUGUUCUCUUUCUCUGCAUCCCAUAUUGUGGCCCACACCCACUUUAAUACCAUGAUUUACAAAUGAUUAUGUAUGUUUGAUUUUAAUCUCUAAAGAGAAUACAUUGUUGAGGGGUGGGCUGAAAAGAGCAUUUUUUUUUUCUAACUGCUACAUUGGUCCUCAGGAACAAGUGUGUGUGAGUUUGCAUAUGUAUGUGUACAUACAUGUUUUCUUACUGACAUAUUUUUGUCAUGUUUGUCAUUUGGCUUAUGUGUGUGACCUGCAGCUAGAAAAGGACAACUUGGACUGUUUUUAUAAAAGUAAAGGGGAAAGAUUGUUUUAGUUCCUAGUAGCAUACAGUACAGGGAAAAGGAUACACUGCCAUUUAUCCAUUCAUUCUUUUCAUUUUUGUGAACAUUUACAUUUUAAUGUGUCAUAAAUAAUAAGUAUAAUUAGCCCCAUCUUGUUGGAAAGCACUUUAAAAAGCAAUGUCUCUGCCAAAUUCUGGAUUGAUUUUGAUCUGUUUGAAACCUGAAAUGAUUUAUAGUUUUUAAAUGUGAACAAUGGAAUGUGUUAAAUUCUGUUGUGAAACCUGGUUGACCCCAGAGAAUAAGCAAGUCAGCAAUACAUUUCUUAACAUUUCACCAUUUAAGACCCUAGACGGACUACGUUCUGUCACUCGAUUUUAUAGAAAUGCAUUUACAAUCCAUUUAGGUGGGAGGAAGAGGGGGAGGUGCAGGGGUUGAUUUCAACGUUUAUUUUAUUUUUUAAGUUUCUUGCAGGGCCAGCCUUGUCCAGCUAUCAUGCUCAUGUAACUGACUACAGGUUGUUUCUGAGUCGAUCUUCCUGGUGGAGGUGAGAGGCCUCUGUUCCAGGUGGUCCUCCUGUGUGCUGGAGGGGAGCUCUCAGCGGUGUUUACAGUCAUCACUGCUUCCUCGGCCCUUCAGCACCAAUACGUAGGGCAGCCCACUCAAAUGCCUACAGCAUGUUGGAGGGAGUAAAUGUUAUUGAACAAUAUAUUAUAAAGCUAAUUUAUAUUUCCUUGGGAUGUUUUCAUCAUGUUUGUUUUGCCUUCCUGCGUCGAUAGUCUUGAUAAUUUUCUCCUCAGAUGAAAUUGAGCUGGUAUGUGUUUUGAGGAUGAUCAAAGUCAAAUAUCCUUGUUGACCUCGUAUGUAAAACACACUGUUGUAAUUUACAUAAUAAAUACUUUUUUCAAUUUG
Hypomesus transpacificus is the source of this 6567-nucleotide messenger RNA. RefSeq names its product PR domain containing 2, with ZNF domain b (gene prdm2b). Gene Ontology annotation, cellular component: nucleus. The coding region runs from base 1 to 4839 and encodes 1612 amino acids. NCBI's taxonomy places the organism in Eukaryota, Metazoa, Chordata, Actinopteri, Osmeriformes, Osmeridae. The record is from RefSeq and is a predicted model, not a curated record. The transcript is spliced from 5 exons.